Manis javanica (Malayan pangolin) is the source of this 1753-nucleotide messenger RNA. Its product is annotated as nuclear receptor coactivator 5-like. The record is from RefSeq and is a predicted model, not a curated record. NCBI's taxonomy places the organism in Eukaryota, Metazoa, Chordata, Mammalia, Pholidota, Manidae.
CUGGGAGUGGAGAGGUUGGAGGGAAGCGGCACGCGGAGGCUCUCCGAGGGAACCGUGAAGUAUAGUUCGGCUGUAUACUUGGAGGAGGGCAGGACAGUGCUCUUAUCUUUGCUCACUCCGUAUCCCUCGCACUUAGCUUGGUGCCUGAGUGGGGAGUCUGAAGCGGAUGUUGGCCAGACGGGAGGUACCGGGCUUUCUCCCAGCCCCAGGGAUAAUGGAGGCAAGACUUUUGCAAGGACCUUAAGAUGUCUUCGUUGAUAAGGCUUCAUAGAGGACAGUAUGGAAGAUCUUCAGUAACUAAAAGCAGUAAACCAUAUAAACAUUUUCUGCCGACAUAUUCUCCCCAAGAGGGCUACUUAAAGGAGAGUGAAGACGUGCAAAGCAUUAAAGAAUUAUUGCAGAAUGUGGCUGAUUAUUCAAAAGGGAAUGAAGAUAACCAUGAGCGAUACCAGUAUUUUGAGUUAGAUGAUACCAGCAGCAGGGAUGCGCGGAAAGAGGGGCUUUUCCAGCACUUCUAUCAAGUGAUUAAGAAAGAGCGUGAUCGAGAGAGGCCUUCAGAUUGCAUUAUUGUUUCUACUGACAAAGCACAGAGGGAAUAUGCAAUAGCCAUAGGUCAUCGGUUGCAGGAUCAUGGCCUCGUGGUGGAAAUGAUUCACCUUACCACUGUGUCGGGUCUGUCACGAGCACUCCAGGAAGUUAAAGAUGAUGGAUCCCCAUUUUGUAUUCUUGUUGAACAGUCUAAUGUAAACCUUUACUCUUGUACUCUAAUUGUGCUUCAUGAGUCUAUCAAAAUACGUUGUCAUAUGCCCCUGGAUGAUGCCCUAGUGCUGGUGACUAAAGAACAUAGGAGAUUUUCCUCUAAAUGGGAGCAGCAGGAACACGCUGGAAUUUCUGUGAGGGCUGGAAAUCUGGUAGAUGACUUCCUAGCCCGAGAGUGUCUUACCAGCUACUCUGUCCCUUUGGGCAUUCGGCAUCUUCUCUUCCUUUUGAAUGAGGGAAAGCAUUUGUUCAGGAAUGAGUUGGACCUGCUCAUGGACUACUUGAAGACCAGGAAAGGACUACUGGGAGGCUUUGAGAUGCCAGGUCCUUUGGUUGCUAGUCAUCAUUCCUCAUUUCAAGGCAGGAAUACCCCCAUGGUGGUUAAGCCACCUCCACUUCUUCCAACCCCUGGAAAGAGGUCCUUCCCAGGCCCUCAUCCCCCAGUUCCUGUCAAGGCCCCUUUGCUAGGUGAUAGGCCUGGAGGUCUCCUUCCACUGCCAGGAUUGGUCAACCCCAAAGUUCUCUUUCCCCCUCCACUACUGGCAGCCCCUUCCAAGAGGCCUGCUCCUUUGGGAUGCCCCCCUCCCAAGCCUGCCAAGCGUCCACUACUUGGGGAGAAACCAGGUCUUUUAGCACCACCACCAGGUCUUUCGCAGUUGGUACUGCGCAAGCAGACACUUCAACCCAUGCCUUUGCUGGAGUAAGGAGAGCUCUGCUGAGCUAGGAAAACACGGUGGCUGCUACCCCAACACGGUUUCACCCUCCUCCAAGGAUCAAGGCCCCUAUCUGGCCUGCAGCACUGAUGUCCAAACAAUGGGUACAAAUGGCCAUCCCUUUUGUCCCAAACAUGGUCCAAUGGAAACUUAUAAAAAGUUUGGAGUCCUUUUGUACCAAACUAGAGGUUUGUGGAAGGUCAUUGUUCUAGAUGUUAGAUCUUGAUAUUGUUUGAUUAUAUGCAUAUUUUAAUACAAUAAAAACUUUUAGCUUUUACAUA